Carcharodon carcharias (great white shark) is the source of this 724-nucleotide messenger RNA. It is a transcript of the gene mrps17, whose product is annotated as mitochondrial ribosomal protein S17. Gene Ontology annotation, molecular function: structural constituent of ribosome. Lineage: Eukaryota; Metazoa; Chordata; Chondrichthyes; Lamniformes; Lamnidae. The transcript has 3 exons. The record is from RefSeq and is a predicted model, not a curated record. Gene Ontology annotation, biological process: mitochondrial translation. Bases 93 to 521 code for a protein of 142 amino acids. Gene Ontology annotation, cellular component: ribosome; mitochondrial small ribosomal subunit.
GCGCGGCCGGCCAACCGGCUGGCGGAAGUGUGUCCGUCACUUUAACGUUCCCCACCCGGCAGGAGUGGACCUGAACAAAGCAAUAUACAGACAUGUCAGCAAGAACUGCCUCUGUCCAUGCCAAGUGGAUUAUAGGAAAAGUGAUUGGGACAAAAAUGCAGAAGACUGCCAAAGUCAGAAUAACUAGACUUGUCCUGAAUCCAUAUCUGUUAAAGUUUUACAAUAAAAGGAAGACCUAUUUUGCUCAUGAUCCAAAAGAGCAGUGCACUGUCGGCGAUAUUGUACUUCUGAAGGCUUUGCCUGAACGAAGGACCAAGCACGUUAAACAUGAAUUGGCAGAAAUUGUAUUCAAAGUUGGAAAUGUCAUUGAUCCCAUCACACAGAAACGCUGUAGUGGAAGCCGAAUAAUUGAACCCCUUAAAGACACUGAUUCAGAAGUGGGAUCCCUGAAUGAUCAUAUGAAGAAUUUAGAGAUCAAUGUUGUGCAGAAUAAUUCAGAACUUAAAAACUCUGUGAGUUGAACUAUAAAUAAAAUGUUUGUAAAAUUGAAUGUAUUAAAUGGAUAUUCAUGCUGCAAAUGUUAUUCAGCAAUGAGACAAUAUAGGUUUUUUUAAUGAAAGAAAAGUGUGAUGAUUCUUCUAUCUUAAAUUUGUGUUUUCCUGGACUUGGGAGAGCUUGGAUUUUCUGAAAUCUUAGUAAAAUAAAUCCAAAUGAUUGUGCACAA